AUGCUUGCGAUCAUGGACUCGUGCGCGUCGUUGACUGAUUUGAUUCCAGCAGGUGCCACUUCUGUGUGGGGCCGGGAGUUGCUGAAUGGUGCAGAACCCAAGAGACCACAUUCGGGGAGAGCGCAGGAGAAACAACCUAGGAACAGCACGCUCCAUGUUGAAGAUCUGUGGUCUUUGACGAUUCCGGAUGAAAUUCUGGCUGGAGAGGCCCCGCGUGGAGUAGUAGAAGCUGGACGAAGUCGACACUUGGCUGCAGAACAGAUCCAUGAGCCGAAAUACCGGCCGAGAUCAGUCAACACCACGAAGACCACGAACUCCAUCUCGUCCGCCAAGAUCACCAACUCCGAACCGAGCAUCGGUCACGCCCGAGGUGCAUAUUGGACAAACUCAGGCCGACAGCAGUACCGUGAGCCACCACGUUGCCAAGAACCUGCUCGAAGCUCAGGUGCUGCAUGGCUGAAGACAGGAGCCUGGCAACAUUAUGAACAGCUGGUGUUGGCGGACCCUGGCAGUGCUCCUGGCGAGUUUAUUAGCAUGGCAGGACCUCGUUUGAGGUUGCCCAGUGCGCCCGGGAACUUUUCUAUUGGCCGCAAAGCAUGUUGCCAGCUGGUCUUGCCGGAGUCCUACGCCUACGUCAGCGGUGAGCACUGCCGCUUGAAACUUGUUGAGGGAGCAAAUGGAAACUCGCUGGUGCUUGAAGACCUGAGCGGAAACGGGACUUUCAUCAACGGCAGAAAGGUGGGGCGAGGAAAGAUCCAAAACAUCAACAUUGGUGAUGAGAUCUCAUUGGCGAAGCCAACCCGGAAGGGUGGAGCCAUAAAGUUUCACGUGGAGGUCUGUGAUGGCCUUACUCCGCCAGCGCAUACAGUGCCGGCAGCUCCGCCUGCCUGGGCGGCGACACCCCCACAAAAGCCUCCAGAGGCGCGAGUCACGCCACCAGCCACUCCUGCUGCUGUUUCCUUGGCAUCUGCCAUGGCACGGGACGCUCAACAGCGGGAGGAAGACUGCCGCAUCCUUGAGCAGCGAAUCAAUGCAGAGAAGGGCCGCUGUGCGCGGCUAGAGGAGGAACUGAAGGAGGCACAGAGGCUUUUGCAGAAGGCAGACUUUCGUGGGGCAGUGCGGCACGAGGUCCAAAGAGACUGCGAGGAACUACGAGAGAGUUUGCGCCGUGUUGCAGAGAGCCAGCCGUUAGAGCGGGCUCGGCUGGCAGCUGCUGAGGCUGCAAGGCACGACCGAAGAGAGUGUGCACGGCUUCGAGCGGAGCUGCAAGAGGAACAGCGCUGUGCACAACAGGCCGAAGAGGAGAACAUGCGACUGCGGAAUGAGGUACAGGAAGCUUCAAAUCGCACCCUGCACCUUGAGGCCGAGGUCAAACGAGAGGCCGACUUCAAUGCAUCCUUGGAGGAGCAAGCAGCUGCCGCGUGCAAGGAAUGGUGCAGGUCCAGGGAAGCUGUCUCCGUUGCAAGGAGAAGGCUCGAGGAUCGGGGUGCAGCUUUGACCACACUUCGUACUGCGAUGCGAAACUACCAUCAGAAGGUCAGUGACCGGCUUGCAGCACUGGAGCGGUGCUUGCAACAGGUGCAAAGUCACAAAAAAAAAAUCUGGCCCAGUUUUGGAUGUUUCAUAUAA
Cladocopium goreaui is the source of this 1629-nucleotide messenger RNA. The record is from the annotation of a GenBank genome assembly. NCBI's taxonomy places the organism in Eukaryota, Dinophyceae, Suessiales, Symbiodiniaceae.